Molecule: messenger RNA, 1586 nt
Organism: Pocillopora damicornis (cauliflower coral)
Lineage: Eukaryota; Metazoa; Cnidaria; Anthozoa; Scleractinia; Pocilloporidae
Product: BTB/POZ domain-containing protein 6-like
Biological process (GO): neurogenesis
Cellular component (GO): cytosol
Molecular function (GO): protein binding
Source: RefSeq, a predicted model, not a curated record
AUUAUUUUAGUCAUCAUCAUAAAUUUUGUUUUCCGUCUUUUUAAGUAGUGCACGGCAAGAAUCAUGCUUGAAAGAAGAAAUUCAGUUCAACUUAACCUUCGUAGGUCAUACUUCACUGAUUUCGUGUUGUUACCGUGAUUUAUUCUCAUGCUCGAGUAGGAAAUCGCAAAAAUAGGUUCCCGCAAGGCACAAAAAAAACCGCCAGUCAAUUAACUGUCCGCAAAAUUUUCACGACAUUCUUAGAUAACAUUAUAUACGUCAAGAAAUUCAAAUUCUGUCCACAAUUUCCAGCGUAGGAAUAAUGUUUCCUCUCCGGCCGCAGUUUCUAACUCACAUACAGAUAUUCUUAACGAAUACUAAACAAUUACGUUACAGAUAGAAACGCAUACAGAAACUUCUUUAAGCAACACCAAUGCACAUAUUAUUAGGCUCUAUGCGUAUUAAACAACCUUUGUGCCCAUUCGUGACUGCUACCGGAAAUGUUUCCAAUAUAUUCAUGCCCCGAGGCAACCUCGUUAAUAUUUGCAUGCGUAACGUUACGUGUCACUAACUAAUGUGAACGGAGUAAAAGGGCAAAAUGUCAUUGGUGAUUUAAGUGGUUUUAUUGUGGACCACUGUACUCUGGGGGUAAAAAUCAGGUACACUUUAGCGCAGCCUGAAUCUUGGAGGGAGCGAGUAACUCACACAACCAAUAUGAGGUUUUCUCGGUUAAUAAACAAAUAAAAGAAUACAUUAAUAUGUGACCAUUUAUAUUUAAAUUUUGGGAGUUACCCCCUGCUGUCUUCUCCUCGUGCUCCGCCAAUAUAAAAACUUCUCUACCUUGCUAACUAAAGCGAAUUGUCCCUGUCUCUAAAGCCAGAAGCAGCUAUCAUGUCUCUCACCGAAGACAAUUGGCAAACAACACGACCAACUAUCAGAGAAAGAACUAAGUUCGUUUUCAACAACGAACGUUUCAGCGAUGUCAACUUUGUUGUUCGGAAGAUGGACGAUGAACGCGAAAGUAAACACGUGAUUCCUGCUCACAAGUUGGUUCUGUCCAUCGGUAGCCCUGUGUUUGAAGCCAUGUUUUACGGCGAGUUGCCGGAGACUAAACACUCUAUUGAACUGCCUGACUGCGAGUACGAGAGUCUCUUGGAGUUGUUUCGUUACAUAUACAGCGAUGAGGUGGCUUUGGAUGGAAGUAACGUGAUGAGAGUAUUGUAUUUAGCAAAGAAAUACAUGGUGCCGUCACUCGCCGAGGAGUGCGCCAAAUAUCUUCUAAAGAACUUGGAUCCAUCCAAUGUUUUCAGUAUCCUUCCAUCCAUACAGAAAUAUCAAGAGAAAGACCUAAUGGAACGAUGCUGGAAACUGAUCGACGAAAAGACAAAGGAAGCUUUGAGAACGGAUGAAUUUGCGACAAUUCAGAGGUCCUUACUUAAAAGGUAAUCAUUAGAGACAAUCUAUCCGUCGAUGAGAUAGAUCUCUUUAAAGCUGUUGACUUGUGGGCCACAAAGGAAUGUGAGAGACAAGGUAUAGAGGCACAUGGUGACACAAAAAGAAGAAUUAUUGGAGAACAAAUUGUCAAAGCCAUACGCUUCCCAACAAUG